Messenger RNA from Clarias gariepinus (North African catfish), 9677 nucleotides. It is a transcript of the gene lmtk3, whose product is annotated as lemur tyrosine kinase 3. The coding region runs from base 386 to 8428 and encodes 2680 amino acids. Gene Ontology annotation, molecular function: protein kinase activity; ATP binding. Lineage: Eukaryota; Metazoa; Chordata; Actinopteri; Siluriformes; Clariidae. The transcript has 16 exons. The record is from RefSeq and is a predicted model, not a curated record. Gene Ontology annotation, biological process: protein phosphorylation.
CGCGCGCGCCCCUCUCUAGACAGGCGGAGAAUAACGGAAAAUAACAGAAAAAAAGGAGAAAGGGGGUAUCCUGAGAGCGGAAGUCAUUUGUUGUUUUGGAUUAAUAUUAUUAUUAUUGUUGUUGUUUUUUUAAUGUGUGUGUUAAAUUAGAAUGAGAUAAUUAAGGAUGAAGGCGGACAUGGUGAUGCUGAGGAUGGUGUUGUUAGGCUGAGAGGAGCACAAAAGAAAAAAACAUAAUCUCUCCCUGACGGAGGAGGAGGAGGAGGAGGAGAACGGAAGAAAAUAAACAGCGCGCCGAAAGAAAGAAAGAAAGACAGACAGUAAAGAAAAGAAGAAGAAGAAGACGACGAAAGGUAGCCGCUCGGAUGCCGCCGCCAUCGGCGCUAUGCUAACACCGAGCUGGGUGAUGCUGCUGGCGGGGCUCGUGUCGGGCUACAUCCCGGACAGAGCGCACGGAGCCCCGCAGCCGGAAGUGUCUUUCUCCCGGGACGUGUCCCUCUCCCCUCCAGCCUACGUGGUCAUCCUGCUCUCGUGCUCGGGGUUGGUCUCCUUCAUCCUGCUGCUCCUCACUUGUCUGUGUUGUAAGAGAGGCAGCGUCGGCUUCAACGAGUUUGAUAAUGCUGAUGGUGAGGAAUGUUCCAGUCCUGUUCCUGAGGACAGUGUGUCCUCGUGUGUGUCUCUGCCCGAGGUUUACACACUUCCUCUGCGAGACAGAGCAUGCUCAACGCUGCCUAAUGGCACAGGCUCGAGUACGCAGUGUUUUCGCAGACACACUCUCAACUACCUGCAGGAGAUCGGAAAUGGCUGGUUUGGAAAGGUGAUCUUGGCGGAGGUGCUGUGUGACUGCAGCCCCUCUCAGGUGGUGGUUAAAGAGCUGAAGGUCAGUGCCAGUCCUCUGGAGCAGCGUAAGUUCCUGGCCGAAGCCGAGCCGUACAGGAGUCUCCACCACCCCAAUAUCCUACAGUGUUUGGGUCAGUGCAGUGAGAAUAUCCCUUAUCUCCUGGUUAUGGAGUUCUGCCAGCUGGGCGAUCUCAAGCGGUAUUUAAGAGCUCAGAGGAAGUCGGACGGCAUGACCCCUGACCUUUUGAACCGUGACCUAUUGACAUUGCAGCGGAUGGCGUAUGAGAUCACGUCAGGUCUUUUACACCUCCAUGAGAACAAUUACAUCCACAGCGAUCUGGCACUGAGGAACUGCCUGCUAACCUCAGACCUGACAGUCCGGAUUGGAGACUACGGCCUCUCGCACAACCACUAUAAGGAGGACUAUUAUUUAACUCCCGAUAAGCUGUGGAUUCCCCUGCGCUGGAUCGCUCCAGAGCUUCUGGAGGAGUUCAGAGGAGAAUUAGUGGUUACAGACCAGACCAAGACCAGCAACGUUUGGUCCUUAGGCGUGGUGAUUUGGGAGCUGUUUGAAUUCGGCGCACAACCACAUCGCCAUUUAAGUGAUGAAGAAGUUCUCACGUUUGUCAUUAAGGAGAGACAGAUUACGCUAGCUCAACCACGUCUCAAACUCUCCCACGCCGACUACUGGUACGAAGUCAUGCAGUCAUGCUGGCUUCCACCUCCUCAGCGUCCAACAGUCAACGAAAUCUUCAUCCUCCUUUCCUCUCUCCUGGCCGCAGAACAAGGGACUAGCAGGAGGAGCGUGGCAGAGGAUGAGGACGAAGACGAGUAUGAGGAAGCACACGGCAGACGGAGGCGAGGAGAAAGCGAGGAGUCUUUUGAAAGACGAUGGGACUCGCUUCGCCCCAGCGCAUUUCAGUCAGGUGCAGGUGAACGACAGAAAGAGAGAGGAUACAGCAGAGAGGAGGGUAACUCCUUCCCUCUUUUGGAUCCCGUGAAUUCAAUCCCUCCUUCGUCACACGAGCUUGAUGACAUCCUGACAGUCACUGAGACUAGCAAAGGAUUGAAUUUUGAAUAUUUUUGGGAAAAAGCACAUGGUAGGAGGGGUUAUAAACCACUUCCUCCUCCUCAGCCAAUACCAACGCCCAACUCCGGUCAUCGUCAGUCUUUGGACACGCCCACAGUUGUGCCUGUGAUUAGCGCACGUAGCCCUUCAUUAGCCAGCGAGUACUACAUCCGUUUGGAGGAACACACCCCGCAGGAAAAAUCCAGUAAUCUUAAAGGGAGGUCAUUCUUGUCCCAAAAAAAUUCAUCUAGUCCUGGUGACUUGGAGUUGGUAGAGAUUUCUAGUGGGACACUGGGUAAGGGAAAGACUACCUACCAGAAUACUGUUGGACAAGGUGCCUCUCAGACACUCCAGACUGUGAGAUCCAGUGAAAUCCAUGUCCUGGUGCCAAACACAGGUCUGGUAGAGCUCAGUAAAGAAAGUUCUAACAGAGUAACCGAUUACGCGGUAGUAGACAUCGGGGAUGUCAAAAGAGACCCAAACCUGAGACGCUCUGGAUCUGUAACUUCCCAAGUACCAAUCCUUCCACCAAAACCUCGCUCAAUGUCGAUGUCUUCAGGCAGCAAUCUACUAUCUCGGCCUCUCCCAGUUCCUCCACCUAUGUAUGCCCGCUCAUAUGGCCUAGGUCACUACCCUGCACCCUCUUAUCCCAUUAGCAAAUCAGAGACUUCAGAUUCUUUGUUUAUGAGCAGCUGCUCAACCUCAAAAGCCAACUUUGAUCAUCUGGGAUUUAACAGGACACACCAGAGGCUGCCCCCAUCUCCGUCACAUUCUCCCUCCAUCCCUCCAUCCUCCAUGUUUCCUCCGCCUCAGAGUUGUCCUCCACCCCUUCCUUCUCACUACAGACCCCAAAAGGAUCCCUUCCACAAUUACGAGGGUGAAGCAUUCCCCAGACAUAACAAUCCUGCGGUGCACUUAGACAGAGACCUGUUAAGCUGUGACUAUUCUGAGAAGCAGACUGCUGGCAGGAGUACGUGUUCCCAGUCAUUGCACAACAUGAAGAACGAGUCCCCGGGAGGCAGAGAAUCACCCUAUUCUAACAUGUUUCACUCAGAGUCGAUUCCAGAAAUUGAAAGAAAGUCUUCCUCCAGCACAACAUACUCAGAAGAUGACUAUAAUUCCCCGUUUGUAUCUCCAAGUAGACUCAGCAGUGGUACUAUCAUCGAACACAUCAGCUUGGUCGAUGACCCGGAUCCCGCUACAGCAGAACUGUUCUCCAGAGGCAUGAAAAGAACCCAAUCACGUCUUGACACAAUUCUUCCAGCUCUCUGGAAGGAGGAGGAUGCAGAGAUGCAUCGUGAGCGAGUUGCAGCAGCUAGGAAGUCACCAAUACACCUGUUCUUGACGGAAAUCUCCAGCGAGCCAUUAGACUCCAGUGUCGGGGAAACCCCAUGGGGCAGGGAUAAUGAAAAGGAUAGUGAAUUUAAAGGGAUGCGACGCUCUCAGUCCCUCCUCACUGAACUCAAUUCAGCAUGGGAUUCCAAUGCAACUCCAGUAGAUGGUGGUAUUAAAAAGAAGGAUUUGUUCCUAACUGAGAUUGACAGUGCAAUGUCAGAUUGUGAAGAUGUAUAUGAUGGUGAUGGAGGCGUCCCAGUGUCUCGCUUUGGGACCACGCCAUUUCCCUAUGCGCGUCCUGAAGAUUUGUCUACAUAUGCUGAAGCAGACGAUGUUUUUACACAAGAAAUGAAGAGAUCGCAAUCUCUACUGUCUGAGGUAAACCCUGGGAACAUGGAGUCAGAGAAGAAAGACAUGACCAGAGACGAGUUUCUAAAAGAGAUUCAAUCAGCUGAGACGUUUCUCACUGAGAUAAUAACAAGACAAAACAAACAGGAAGAAAGUCAAUCACCUGAGGCAAUAUCACCUGUGUAUGAGUCCAUAUGCAUUGACCAAACAUUAACACCAAAUAUAAAAUUUGAAACAUUAGCCACGCCUUUGAGCGAUACGAAAGAGGCAAUUUACGCCCAAGUUACUAAAAGAGCUAAAAGAAAUGACAUAAAAGUUGCACUCCGUCCAGAAAUGCCUGUUUUUCAAAUAGGAUCAGAACUACAAAACCUCAAAAAAGAGCCAAAUGUAUCCACUUAUGCUCACACAGAUAAAGAAGAAACUGAUUUGAAACCCAGAAGCCCUGCUCAUUUCAUUCCUUCAGACGUCCUGCCCAAAACAGGGCUUUUAAUGGACCAGAUAUCCCCAGUGCGAACCGAGAGAACAGAUGUCGACAUAAUUGAGGGUGAAACGGAAGAAACGCUCAAUAAUGUUAGCUUAGAACCAUUGAAACAGUCUGAAGUUCAGUGUAUGUCAAAGGGUACCAUAGAUAAAGAUGUAAAAGAAGUUAGCGAUAAGAGUAUUUUUACUGACAAAACUGAGUGCGCUGGUAACAAGAUUGUGGAGGAAAUCCAUGUGCACGAUCCACUGGUGUUCAGAACAGAAUCAUUUGAAAGUUCAGAUCAAUUCUUUAAUGUAAAAGCAUCUCUGUAUGGAGAUAUUUCUGAUCGUGGUAGUUUAUCAGGUUCCUAUGCCUCCACAACUGAACAAGUAUGUGACCAAGUUAUUCAAGGUUGUACAAGUCAAGACUUUCCUCAAAUCUCCCCAAAAGAGACAUUGUUUACCUCUGAUGAACAAGCUACGGAUUUUUUUAUGAGAACCAAACACAGUGGUAAAGAAUUCGACAGCCUAAAAGAGGGCAUGAGUGCAGCUGACUCUAUGCUGUCUCUUGGUGAAGCAAGCUGCGAGGUGUUACCUCUGUCCUUUCCAAGGGAACCAAAUUCUGAACAAUCCCUGUCUACUAUGACACCUACAGACUCAACAAUGUCACCUCUUACUUCUAGCUCUAUGGACUGCCUCACACCUGGAGACCCAUGGGCUAGUGGCGGAGGCACUGGCUGGAGGAUCUUGGGUACCGAAACCCCCUAUCGAGAUUCAGCUUAUUUUUCUGACAAUGACUGGGAUGGUGGGGAAGGUUUGCCCAGAAGAGGUUCCGACGGAUUGGGAUCUUCCCGUCCAGGCAGUGUUCGACCUGGUGAGAGAGGUACACUGAUGGGAAUCGAAGAAAAAACAGAGGUAGAGGACGAUGUUCAGGAUGGCAAAGCAGCUAAAAUAUUACUUAAUGCUGUCCUGGAUUCGGUGAAAAACAUUACUGAAAUGAGUCCUAAACAUGGUAGAGAUGGUACUUUGAUUUCAGACUUGGAGAAUUCUGAGGUAUCCAAAACUGAAAACAGUGCUAUUAAUGAGUUGCUUUGUGCAUUUCAGGAUUCACCGCUAAAAGCUUUUUCAGGAACCGAUGUCUCCAGGUUUUCCUUUCAAAUAUCUCCUGAUUUAAGUGAAGAUAAGUACCUUCACAAUGUGGAAAUACUUACCAAAACAAUAGCACAACCUUUAGAAAAUAUUCACAAGACAAGCAUUAUGGAGGAAAUUCCUGAAACUUAUUCAGAAAAAAGUGAAUAUGAACUGACAUACACAUCAAAAGGUAAAGAAAUUCAGAGGGAAGCCCUUAGGUCAGGAAAGCAGACACUGGAUAAACAAGACAGUGAUGCAAAUGAAUUGGGCUUGAGAAACUUUACUUUUACAGAAGAAAUGGAGGAGCAAUCAAAGGCAAAGUCUGAAGCUGAAAACCUGUUAACUGAAGCUGAGCUUUGCUUCACAACAAAGAAAUCUUCGCACAUCGAACGGGAGCAUGAAGACCUGAAAGACUGUUCUCCAAAGGAAUGUUUUGAUGAAUUUGAGGAGGAUGUCUCAAAGAAGCUAACUGUGAAAGCAAAGGAAUUACGGAAGAUUCUUGAAGAACCUGGUUCCACAAACAGAUUGUUGAAAGAUUCAGUUAUUUGUCAUCCACUUCAGCAAGAUGAUCAUCAAAUCUGGACAACGGAAAAUGACCAGUGGGCUUCACCUGAAAAGAACACACAGGUGUCCAGUGAAAAUUACAAGAAAGGACCUGAGGGAAAUGACCUCUGUGAAUCUUUUAAAAAUGACCAGUGGGAAUCAGCUGAAAAUGACCUGUGGUCAUCAACUGAAAACGACCAGUGGGCAUUGCCUGAAAACAACCAAUCAGCAUCAGACAAGAGAUCUGAAAAAGAACUUGCGUCAGAAUUCUUUCCAGGUUUAGGACAAAACAAGUGCACAGAAAACGAGAUUUUUGGGACGAGCCAUGAGUUUUGGGAAAUGGAAAACGAUGAAUUAGCAAAAAGUGAACCUCAUCCGAUCAUUAUAGAGACAUGUGAAAGCACCUGCGCUGAUGAAAAGCCACAGCCUAGCAAAAAUCAAUCAAUGUUGUCCAAUUGGGUCCCAGAAAAUCUUGAAUCUCAACAGAGGAUGGGCAUCCAUCAGGAAGAAAACAGUCAGACUCUUUAUGUGGAGAACAGGGAAUCGGAUCAGGGUGAGAACCUUAAAGUGGAAGUGGACAAUUUGGAGAACCCAGAGCAAGAGCUGGUCAAACAUUGUAACGGCGUUGGAAGAAAAAGCGGUGAUUGCAAUGCAUCCAUCCAAAAUGAGGCAGAAGAUGAAUUUCCAGAAGGUGAAGGAAAUCAGAUCUUUAGCGGACUACCUGACGUCCUUGAUGUAAAGAAAGAGGCUGGAGAAGGCGAACACCAUUUUGCUAAAUCAGGAGGGUGUGAAGGCAUAAAGAUUCAGACUGAGUCUUAUACCAAUCACAACAAUAACUGGGUCAUUGCACCAUCUGAAACUGAUGAGAUCCAGGCCAUUAAACCCCACUUAACUUCAGUACAUCAAGACACAUAUUUUAGUCGGAAUGUUGAAAAUAAUCACUGCCAAACAUCAAGCAGAGAGACAGGUGGGGAUUUAUUCCUUGAAAAUGACAGAUCAGAUUCUCCAUCUUGUCCCAUUCUCACCGUUAAGGCCGAAACAGAAUCUUGCACGAUCCACAGCAGCGACGUCCAGUGCUGCUCUCCUGCCUUAAUGUCUAUGGAUAUAUCGAACUGUGAUGCUUCACAGCAUGCAGAAGUGCCCGACUGCCAAAGCCCAAACAGUUUCCCAAACAUGGUACACCACAUAGAGAUCAAGUCUGGUUCGACUGAUCAACCCUGGGUGGAUGUCACAGACCAUGAAAGUCUAUUGAUCUUCUCUAACGAUUCAGAUUCUUUUAACAGAUCCACACCUGAAUGCUCAACCAGUACCCACAGCAAAGGCAUUACUGCGAAUUUGGGGCAAAAACCAUCACUGAUCGCUGAAGAUUCAUCCCACCUGUUAUCCGAUUGCAUAAACGAGGAUGACCUGAGGAAAAACAAGUCUCACUCUGUGAUCUCUCAGAGCUCCUUGAACUCCAUCCCGGAAUUGCUCAUCUCAGAGUGGAAGGAUUUGGACGAGGAACCUUUGGAGGAUUUCGAAAAGCUGGAGAAGUUAUGCUGCAUUUCUGGAGAUGAAGAUAUCCUGGGAGACCUCUUGCUAGGAAAUUUGGAACUACUAGAAUCCUUGAAGAAGAAUCAUCAGGCUUUGCCUAGCACCAAGGAUGACCAUGAGAACACAAGAGUUGAGCUGAGCGAGGAGGUUCAGGGAAUCUCGCACAUUCCCGUGAAUGAACUGGAAGAAAAUAAGCUUUUACUAGAAAAGAAAGAUGGCAUGAACUUCUCACCAGGGCUUUUACCAUGUCAGUUGAGCGAAGGUGCCAAAGGUCAGAGGUUGGUUUCGCAAAUGCCAGCUAAAAAUGGGCUAAUGAUGCAGGUUUGUGAAGAAAAACUGCAGUACUCCCUGAGUGAGAAUGUUCAAACCAAUGUACUUUGGGGAUCCACCGUGACCGAAAGUGUUGUUCUGCAUCCAUGGGCAGAAACCAGCAUCAGCACUGCCAGUGAUGCUGCCAAUAUACAGAUGUCAAGAGGAACUGAGAGUAAAGAUGACGCGGUCCCAUCUAUCCCAGUUUUGCCCAAAAUUAAGGAUGCUGAACAGGAAAUGGGGACAACGAAAAUGACGGCGAAGGCUGAAGUCACACCUGAUCCACCUGCCGCUAACCAAGCUAUGAAAGCUAAACUGGCCCGCCUCUCCCUCUCUCUCCCCCCACUGCCUCUCUCGCUUCCCCUUUCUCCUGGUUCCAAAGGAUUCUGGGAAGCAGGAGAAAACAGACUCAGCCGGAGAAGGGCCUUCUCAACAGGAAGCGACCCUGAGGAGGACGAGGAAGACGAAGAGCACGAGGACGAUUCCUCUAGGAAGGUCAUUGUCGUCACGGAGACCGAUGUUCACAAGCGCGUGGGGCUGCGGAGCUUGCUAAAAUCGCCGAAGGAACCCGUCGACAAAGAGAACCGCGACCACGGGAGGAACGUCUCCUUUUUCGAUGAUGUCACUGUCUAUCUGUUUGAUCAGGAAACGCCAACCAAUGAGCUGAGUUCCGGCUCCACCCCUACGAGUCCAUCUCCUCUUGGAAAGCCCGCCCACUUUGAUGGACACGGAGGAGCGAGUGGACACAAAGCCAGCAAGAACAAAGAGCACGCAAAGUCGAAAUCAGCACCGAGCUCAUCAGUGACAUCAGCAUCGUCGCGCUUCACCGUCAGCCCCGCUGAUGACCCUCAUUUAGUCUGACACGCUUCGAUGCGCAUGCGCGCACACACACACGCACACCCUAAGGAAAUAUGUAGCGCUCUUGAGUGACGCUCGUCACCCAGAGGUUAUUUUUUUAAACUCAGACUCCUGGUUUUUUUUGAGGCUGGAGGAAAAAAAAAAAAAAAACUAAAUAAAAAUAUUUCAGGAAAACUGAAACGGAGUUCACGGCUAUGCAAUAGGAGUCUCGUUACGGUUGUACCAGCUUAACUGCUCUAUUUUCAUGGCUUCUUAAAGUACAUUUGUAUUCUGUAUUCAGAAGGGGAAGCACUUUCUUCGACCAGUACCUGUCUGUCUGUGAGCUUCAGUAGAAAUGUUAGGUGUGUGCUGAGGUCAUAGGUUACAAUAUUAUCGCGGUGUUGAGAGGUAAGGUUCGACAAGGAUAAAAGUUCAUAAAUUCACACAGAUGCGAAUAAUAGCAUUAAGUGUUAAACAUGACGAUACGUUCUGCAGCCCUGAUUAUCGGCACACGCCUAACAGUAAGUGUAAACCUGUUCUUGUUGCAGUCGAGGCGACUCGAAGCCUCCGUAUCUACCAGUGCAGUGCUCUUUUAGUCUUUGUACAAAUGAAUAGUGACAUUACAACAAUGUACAAACUCAUUUUAGGAUUUAUUUCACCUUUAUUCUUAGAUUGCACGCAAGAAAAAAAAAUACUGCUACCAACUGUCUAAUUUCUGUUUUAUACAGUGUCUUUAAUUGUGAAUUGCUAUUUAUUUAUUUAUUUGUUUGAUUGUUUGUUUAGUUAGCACCCCCCCCCCCCAAGAAAAAGAAAAACACAAAAAAAUUGCACAUUUACUUUGUCUCAGAUGUUAUGCAUUAUUUUAAUCAGGUGCUACCUGCAUCAAAAGCCAGAUUUAUUUCGCCCCCAUGAGCUUUGCAAUAUUUUUAAAAAAAAUUAUUUAGCUACUUACUUACCUAGAUGUUAGUGUGUACUGAUUUGUCACUUUAGCGUGUCUAUUCGUAAAUGUUAUUUUGAAGCGUGUUUGGCACAUCACAUCAUUUACGUUUAAGAGCAAAGAAAUCGGAAACACACACACAUACACACAAAACCAUUAGUUAGGUUCAUAUUUAAUUUGAUAAAUUAGCGUCAGAGGUAAAACCAGCUCAUUUGUAAAAGUGGAUUUCAGCAACCUGUUUCAUUGCGAGGUUUCUUAAGGAUUAUUCUGGGGAUGAAAAAAACAAAAAGGAAACUGUGAAACAUUUAACGAACUGUUUGAUGAAAAUAAAUUGUA